GAUGCAAAUGAAAUUGGUAUUUCUCCGUUUAGGCACAGCCAGUGCUGCGGUCGUUGCAGUUGGAGAAGAAGCCGCAUCUCAGCCACCUCGCCGGGAAUAGAAAUAGAAGCACUUCUCAAUUCACGUUUUGGCCUUCCUUUGAUUCUUCCAAAUCUGCCAAUUCGCGCACAAACACGCUAUAAUCCAAUUCCCUCUCCCCCGCAAUUCCUCAAUUCCACGAAACAAAUCCCUAACCCACUCCGAUCUACUCUCCGGUAGAAGACGAAGGGAGUGCAAUGGCGGCUCCUAACAUGGAUCAGUUCGAAGCGUAUUUCAGGAGAGCAGAUUUAGACGGAGAUGGCAGAAUCAGUGGAGCUGAAGCCGUCUCUUUUUUCAUGGGAUCCAAUUUGCCCAAACAAGUUCUCGCUCAGGUAUGGGCGUAUGCUGAUCAGGCCAAAACUGGCUUCCUUGGACGCGCAGAGUUUUUUAAUGCUCUGAGGUUAGUUACUGUGGCUCAGAGUAAGCGAGAUUUAACGUCUGACAUUGUGAAGGCAGCUUUAUAUGGUCCUGCUGCUGCUAAAAUCCCUGCUCCGCAGAUUAAUCUUGCUUCUGUACCUCAACCUGUCCCGAAUGCGAGGCCCCAUGCUGGGUCUGUUGGGCAGAUGGGUGUUACUGCACCCAAUUCAGCUCAAGGUUUUACCUAUAGAGGACAAGGGUUAGCAGGUCCUGGUGCAAACCCGCAAUAUUAUCCUUCGCAGCAGAAUCCUGCCAUCCGACCUCAUCAAUCCAUGCCUGUUUCCGGCGCUCCGCAUCCGCAGCAGGGUGUUGCAGGCCCAGAUAUUUCUAGAGGAGUUAACACGGGGGGUCACAAUUUCUCAAAUCCUGGGCUAUCAAAUGAUUGGAAUAAAGCCAGGCCUGGUAUGGUGGCCACCAGACCUUCAGGAAUGAACCCGUCGGCUGCCUUACAUACGUCACAAUCUCCAGUCUCACCAAUGCCCCAUUCAUCUCCAGUCUCUCCAAUGCCACAGUUAUCUCCAGUCUCACCAAUGCCCCAGUCAACAACUGUUCACACUAAAGCAUUGAGUGUUUCUGGAAAUGGGUUCUCUUCCAGUCCAGUUUCGGGCAAUGAAUUUUUCUCUGCCGCCUCAUCAACACCGAAGCAAGAACCUGCUGGACACAGUUAUUCUGUUACCAAUGUCUCAUCAGCCAUUGUUCCUGUUUCCACUGGUCCCCAGCCUGCAAAUAAGCAAAAUUCACUUGAUUCAUUGCAGGGUGCAUUCUCAUCGAUGCUGCCUGCAAAUAGUCAGUUUCAGCGGCCACAGUCUGCACCAAACCAGCAAAUUAAACCACAAGCUUCUUCUUCUCCACAUACACCAUCUGGGAUGACAGGUGGGGUUGGAAAUGCAAAAUCUGACAAUGUGCAGCUUUCUUGGCCAAAAAUGAAACCUACUGAUGUGCAGAAAUAUACAAAGGUGUUUUUGGAAGUUGACACUGACAGGGAUGGGAGGAUCACUGGGGAGCAGGCUCGCAGUCUUUUCUUAAGCUGGAGAUUACCAAUAGAGGUGUUAAAGAAGGUGUGGGACUUGUCUGAUCAAGACAAUGAUAGCAUGCUUUCUUUGAAGGAGUUUUGCUUUGCUCUUUAUUUGAUGGAACGGUACAGGGAAGGUCGUCCUCUUCCACAGUCUCUUCCAAGCAAUGUCAUGUUUGAUGAGACGUUGAUGUCUAUGACAGGCCAACCAAAAAAUGCUCCUGGAAAUGCAGCCUGGGGUAUCAGCCAAGGUUUUCAGCAGCAGCAACAAGGGAUGCCAGGUGCUCGGCCAGUGGCACCAACUGCUGGUUUCAGGCCACCAGUCCAUGGAAGUUCUGCUCAGGCUGAUUUCACUACACAGCCCAACCAACAAAAGUCAGGAACACCUGUGUUGGAGGAUGCCUUUCUGAAUCGCACAGAUAGUGGUGAGCAGAAUACAUCGAACACAAAGCCUCAAGAUGCAACAACUGCAGAGAAACAGUCUGAAGAAGCUCAGAACGUUAUUUUGGAUUCAAAGGAGAAGAUGGAGCUUUACCGGAACAAAAUGCAGGAGCUGGUUCUAUAUAAAAGCAGAUGUGAUAAUCGAUUAAAUGAGAUAACAGAAAGGGCAUCUGCGGAUAAGCGGGAGGCAGAAUCAUUGGGCAAGAAAUACGAAGAGAAAUACAAACAAGUAGCCGAAAUAGCAUCAAAAUUGACUGUUGAAGAAGCUAAAUUUCGUGAUAUACAGGAAAGGAAGGUGGAACUGCAGCAAGCCAUCAUCAAAAUUGAACAAGGAGGCAGUGCAGAUGGCAUUCUUCAGGUCCGUGCUGAACGCAUACAGUCAGAUCUUGAGGAGUUAUUUAAGGCUCUAGCUGAUCGGUGCAAGAAACAUGGGAUAGAUAUGAAGUCAAUUACAAUGGUUCAGCUUCCUGCUGGUGGCAACCUGAAUUCAGAGGGAGCUGCACUUUGGGAUGAAGACUGGGAUAAAUUUGAGGAUGAAGGAUUUGCCAAUGAUCUUACUUUUGCCACCAAAAAUGCAUCUUCAAAACCAAAACCCGUAUUUAUUGACGGAGAACAAAAUUUCUCUGAUGAUAACUCUAUUCACGGUUCACCUAUGAAAGCAAACGGGAAGCAAGAAAACUCUGCUAACGGUGAUUAUACAGUUGAGGAUUACGCACAUAGUGAAGAAGACCUGGCUAGAAGCCCCCACGAUAAUCUAGCUGGGAGGAGUACCUUGGAGAGUCCUUCUCAUGUAUUCUCGAAUGCUGACUUUGGAAAAGGUUCUGAAGCAGAUCAGGCAGAAACACAUAGAAGUUUUGACGAAUCGACCUGGGCAUUUGACAACAAUGAUGAUGAGGACUCGGUGUGGGGUUUCAAGACCAAGCAAUCAGAACAGGAUCUACACAUAAGGAUAGCACGUUCCAGAAAAAAGGCCCCAUUUAUGUUGAUGGAAUCAGUGCCAGCACUCCAGUUUCCCAGUUCGGAAAUUGCCCCGGAUACAGUGAGGCGGGGGGAUAAUUUCUUUGACAUGUCAAGGUUUGAUUCCUGCAGGCACGAAAGUGAUAUUCUCACGCCAGAGAGGCUUACGAGAUUUGAUUCCAUAAAUAGCAGUAAGGAUUUUGGCUUUGGUAACGAUAAAUUCACAAGGUUUGAUUCCAUAAGUAGCAGUGAGGAUUUUGGCUUUGGUAAUGAUAAAUUCACAAGGUUUGAUUCCAUAAGUAGCAGCAAAGAUUGGCAAACGUGCCCAUGCAAGUGUUUGACUCAAUCAAGUAGCACCAAAGACUUCAGUUCCAAGUGGUGCAUUCUCAUCGAUGACUCUGAUGCUUUUGGCUCCUCUGGCCCUUUUAAGGUCUCUUCAGAAAAACCAUUCUUACAAAAAAGGUUCAGAUAACUGGAGUGCAUUCUAGCUUGCAUCCAACUCUUCCCUCCCGGGUUUUCUUUGUUUCCAUUUCCUUGAUUGUUCAUGAUAGCCUAUUUUUUUUGUGUAUAGCUAGAAGAAGAAAAGCUGGACGGUAACAUUAUAUUGUGUGAUCAAUCUAUCUGUUUGAAGAGAGUUUUUCCUCUGCUUUUUUUUUUCUUUUUUCUUUUUGUAAUGCGCGGACGAGUGUGAAAGAUAGAUAGAUAAAAUUAAAUGUCUGGUUGUGGUAUCAUGGAUGAUACUAUUGAGUUUAAUGGCAAUUGCAUGCAAAGUUUUUGUUU
Molecule: messenger RNA, 3685 nt
Organism: Vigna umbellata (rice bean)
Lineage: Eukaryota; Viridiplantae; Streptophyta; Magnoliopsida; Fabales; Fabaceae
Source: RefSeq, a predicted model, not a curated record